AUGGAACUCUUCGAUAACAUCAAAUGUAGCUCUGAGACCGAGGCUCUCCCAGGUAAAAUUAUCAAGAGAAUUCCACUCCCCUGGCGUUCAACAGACUUUAACACCCUGGCCCGCCAACUCGAUGAGAUCCAGAUCCAAAAAACACACAAUACCCAAGGACGCCAAUUUUUAAAUUCAUUCAGUCUUGAAAAUAAGCGAGCCACCUCAACAUUCUCUGCCUCAAUAUCUCUUCGCAAUGUUCCACGCGGCUUACCCAGAAACUGCUAUGCAGACGAAUACCUGACCAUGUUGUCUGAGAUCGAUGUCAAACUUCUCGAUCUCAAACCACCCAUAGAUUUUCCUAAGCUGUUGUCCUCAACUAAAGUGUCCUUAUCGAUAGACAUGAACCUCGUUUGUUUGGCCAAGGCGAUAAAGACGAUCCAUAGCUUGAUUUUCCAUGGCUGGAUUCCAAUUUGGUUCCUUUAA
Puccinia graminis f. sp. tritici CRL 75-36-700-3 is the source of this 465-nucleotide messenger RNA. RefSeq lists its product as uncharacterized. The record is from RefSeq and is a predicted model, not a curated record. The transcript has 2 exons. NCBI's taxonomy places the organism in Eukaryota, Fungi, Basidiomycota, Pucciniomycetes, Pucciniales, Pucciniaceae. Bases 1 to 465 code for a protein of 154 amino acids.